AUGGUGACACUGCGGAUGGGAUCCAAGACGUGGGUUGUGCUCAACUCGGACCACGUCGUUUCGGAAAUCAUAGCCAAGCGAGGAAAGAACACUAACGAAAGACCCCAUAUGCCCGUAGCCAGCGAUCUUGUGAGCAACGGAAAGCGCACAGUGAUACGACAGGAAAAGGAAUGGCGAGAAGGACGCCGUGUGACGCAUCAGUUACUCAGCGGCUCGAACCUCAAGGUCUAUGCUGGUAUGCAAGAGCUCGAGAGCGUGGACAUGCUGCGCCGGUAUCUUCGGGAGCCUAGCCUUUGGUUUGCUCACAGCUAUCGCUAUGCCACUUCUGUGCUUUACAGAAUCGUUAUGGGCUACCCCCUGAACAAGACAAAAGCGCAACUCGACGACUAUCAGAUGGUGACAAUCCAGUUUGUCACGUCUAUUAACCGGAGCUACGUGGAUUUCUUCCCAUCGCUUAGCAGGCUUCCCCAUUUCCUACAGCCUUGGCGGCGUUUCUGGGCCAAGAUGGGCUCGUUUCACCGCCGUGUCUUCCAGGAAUGGUUCUCUGGGGAUGACGAGGAGGCCAUGUACCUGGCCACGUCUGUUAUGGCAGCUAGGGGUGAUAACACACGCAUGACGAUCAACGUGUUCAUAAUGGCCAUGGCUACACGCCCUGAAACGCGGUCGCGGGCGCGCGAGGAAGUCGAUCGAGUGUGUACGGAUGGUGAAUCGCUCAAGCUCCCCCGGAUAUCCGAUCUGUCGGCGAUGCCCUAUGUCGCUGCCAUGAUCAAAGAAGUUCUGCGUUGGCGACCAACCGUCCCCAUUAUUCCACCACACCAGCUCACAGGGGACCUGGAGUUCGAUGGGCACUUCAUACCUGCCGGCACAUGCUUCCUGAUCAACUCGAUCGGGCUGUCGAGCGAGUUUGACAAUCCCCAUGAGUUCCGGCCCGAGAGAUGGAUUGACAAUUCAGGAGCUGAUAUGAUACCCAACUUCUGGGGAUUUGGAGGCGGCCGCAGAACAAGCUUUAACGGGCCUAUUGACGACAAGAGACUCAACCACCAAGCCCUCAAUUAG
Colletotrichum graminicola M1.001 is the source of this 1056-nucleotide messenger RNA. RefSeq names its product cytochrome P450 CYP2 subfamily. The record is from RefSeq and is a predicted model, not a curated record. The transcript has 3 exons. Lineage: Eukaryota; Fungi; Ascomycota; Sordariomycetes; Glomerellales; Glomerellaceae. Gene Ontology annotation, molecular function: heme binding; monooxygenase activity; oxidoreductase activity, acting on paired donors, with incorporation or reduction of molecular oxygen. The coding region runs from base 1 to 1056 and encodes 351 amino acids.